AUUAAAUUAUUGAAAUAAAAAAAAACCAAAACAAUUAAUGAGUUUGCAAUUUAAGAAAAAAUUUACAAAAGAACAUAAAGUGAAGGAUAAAAUGUAUUAUAAAAUGGAUUUUCAUAUGUUUGUAUUGUGCAUAUUUUUAAUGCAGCUUAUAAGUACCUCUGCUUUACCGUGCGAUUCCUGUGGCAAUGAAUGCGCCAAUGCCUGCGGUACUAAGCACUUUAGAACCUGCUGUUUUAAUUACUUGCGCAAACGUACCGAUCCAAAUGCCAUGAAAAUGAUAACGAACAAACGUCUAAUCGAUUUCAUUAUGUUGCAAGGACGUGCCAUGUUUACACAAAAUGAAUUGAGUAACGAGAAAAAGCAGCAGCAAAAACAAAAACAACAAGAGCAACAUUUACGCGAACAACAGAAAUUAUUAUUGCCCCGAUCAGCAUUUCCCUUUAGCAAUGAUGACGAACGUCACAAUGGCACCUUUAUAUUGGAAGACUUACAGGCCUACUACGACUAAAGA
Molecule: messenger RNA, 511 nt
Organism: Calliphora vicina (urban bluebottle blowfly)
Lineage: Eukaryota; Metazoa; Arthropoda; Insecta; Diptera; Calliphoridae
Gene: Trissin
Product: trissin
Exons: 3
Coding region: 38-508 (156 amino acids)
Source: RefSeq, a predicted model, not a curated record